UCGGUCACAUGCGGAUGCUGUAACGAGAGACAGCUCCAGAAAUGGCGACGUGCGCCAAGAUGAUCUUCGCUGCUAGACAUCUGCACAGAAAGUCAGCUCUGGCUGUAAAACUAAACUGGUCCGGGGCAUUCAGGACCGGCAACAGCCGCCCCUUCCUGACCGACACAUCAGCCCUGAGCCGGCUCCAGUCUCCACAGUCCUUCUCUAACGUUCCGGUCAGCACAGCAAUGACAGCGGGCUGCAGGCUGACCGUCACCCGUCACCGGUGGAUGCGGGUCGGACUCGUUCUCCGUGGCCAAACCGAUUUCCUCACACCGACCUCUCGACCCUAUAUGAUUCAGGACAGAAUGUUCGGGAACCGGGUAGGCGACGCGGGCUUCUCGGGGGAGGACGGCGGGGACAGUGCGGGCUCUGGGGGAGAAGAGUCUGGGGGAGAUGGGGGGGUGCCCUAUGGACCCCAGAUGACCGCCCUCACCCCCAUGAUGGUCCCAGAGGUGUUUCCUAAUGUGCCGCUGAUCGCUGUGAGCAGGAACCCAGUGUUCCCCCGCUUCAUCAAGAUCAUAGAGGUAAAGAACAAGGCACUGAUGGAGCUGUUGAGGAGGAAGGUUCGUCUGGCUCAGCCGUAUGCUGGCGUCUUCCUGAAGAGAGAUGAUCAGUAAGUCUCAUCUGCUCUAGUCAUUGAUGGUCGAGUUCAUACAUGCCUGAGAAAAAGAGCUGUAGUCCUCGACCGUCCCAUGUUACUGUUACUGGCUUUAACUGCUAAAACCUCAUGUGAAUGGAACAUCUGGGCUCCUUUAAUUAGAGGUGAGAAUCACCAGCAGCCCCACGAUGCUAUAUUACCACCAUACUUGAGUCACAGUACCAUUUUAUUUCCAUGUAUUGUGAUUUAUUACUGGAAAUGAUGCAGUUUGUGAACAUCUGUUUCAUCGAUGAGAUAACAUGUUCAUUGGUUCAUCUCACUUCAGUGAUUUUUAUUGCAGCACAAUGGUUUUGUCAGUGUUAUGACCAACACUGUCAAAACAACUCUUCAUUCAUUUCAUCAUCAUCAAACUGUACUGCUUGUAUUAGUCUACAUCAGGGGUCACUAAUAGGCGGACCUGGUCCGGACACCGAUGUAUCCGGAUCCUGGACCAACAACUGAUAGAUAAUUAAGAAUUAUUUCAUUUUGACGCAGAGCUUCUAUUUUAACUGGCACACCUUUACUAUCCUUUACGUUCAGUGGUCCAGGAAACACAGCAACCAAUUCAUUGGAUUGUACAUCAUCUCACGUGAGUUGAAGUGUAGACUUGUUUGAUCCAUUGAAUUAAAGCUGAAAGUCUUCACUUCAACCACAUAUUGACUGAUUAGGUUCAAAUCCACUGGAGCCGUGUAAAGAGGCAACAUUAGAAAGAUUGUGUCACAGUCCGGAUACCUCUGGCCCUGACUGUGUGUGCAGCGUAUUCUAUCCUUUGUCUUUUUAAGUCUGCCUGUGAACCACUUUGAUGCUCGCUUUGAUAAGUUCUAUAUAAAUAAGCUUUGUUAUUAUCAAUCACACAAGAUAUGUUUUCAGAUCAAACCUUUGUUGCACAAUAUGAGAUUAAUAGCCAACAAUAUAGCGUUAAAUAUUACAACUACACCGAAAAAUAGGAUUUUCUACAAAAGGUGGUGUUUGUUGUCAAAAUGAAGAGCCAAUCAGUUAAUAGAUCUAUCAGUCAUUGACCACGUGUGCAUGAUGUCAGAGCAGAGACACAAAUGUAACCAGCAUGCAUCGCUGGUGAUCCGUCUCAAACAAGCCUAUUCUGGCCUUUUUAAAGUGUCUUCAAUUAAAUAUGACGUAUGUGACAUCUGUCCAUUGUUUUGUUAUACUGCUAUAUCUUAUGAUCUCUGUCAGAUGAGCACAACCAGUUCAUGACAACUUAUAUAUUUACUAUUAUUUU
This is a messenger RNA of Anarrhichthys ocellatus (wolf-eel), 1916 nucleotides long. Its product is annotated as lon protease homolog, mitochondrial-like. The transcript is spliced from 2 exons. Bases 42 to 659 code for a protein of 205 amino acids. NCBI's taxonomy places the organism in Eukaryota, Metazoa, Chordata, Actinopteri, Perciformes, Anarhichadidae. The record is from RefSeq and is a predicted model, not a curated record.